Molecule: messenger RNA, 345 nt
Organism: Anas platyrhynchos (mallard)
Lineage: Eukaryota; Metazoa; Chordata; Aves; Anseriformes; Anatidae
Source: RefSeq, a predicted model, not a curated record
AUGGCCCGGCGCCACGUGCAGGCGGCCGGCUUCCUGCUGGUGGACACUCUGCGGGCACUCAACUUCACCCUGAUGGAGACCGACUGCCCGGGCUCACGGGUCCCCACCGACGACUGCGACUUCAAGGAGAACGGGGCCAUCAAGGAGUGCUCGGGGCCGGUGACGUUCCAGCAGGGCACCCCCGACAUCGACCUGCGCUGCUCCGACGCCUCCUCCGAUCCGGUGCUCGUCCAGCGGGGCCGAUUCGGCCGCUUCCUGGGCAAGAUCCGACAUCUUCGGCCCCGGGUCCGCAUCCGCGUGAAAGCCGACGCCACCGUCAGCUUCGGCUGAGCAAAUAAACGGGGC